Molecule: messenger RNA, 952 nt
Organism: Spodoptera frugiperda (fall armyworm)
Lineage: Eukaryota; Metazoa; Arthropoda; Insecta; Lepidoptera; Noctuidae
Exons: 7
Biological process (GO): proteolysis
Molecular function (GO): serine-type endopeptidase activity
Source: RefSeq, a predicted model, not a curated record
UUGCUAAAAUCUCCAAAAGUGACUUUCGGCAGGUCUUUUUUUGGAAUCAUUACCGUAUUAUGUACUUGCAUAGUUCUAAGUUAUGAAAAUGUAACCAAUGUACAGUUGAGGAGCCGCCGCAACAGACUACGCACUAAUUUUGGUGAUGAAGUGCAACUUGGGGAGUGGCCACAUCAUGUCCUUAUCUUCAGAUUGUUCGACAAAGCUAACUUACUGUAUCGAGCGUUUUGUGCCGGUAGCAUUAUCCGUGAAGACAGGGUAUUAACUUCAACCAACUGCUUCUUCACCAAUAGGAAGAACCCAAGACAUAAGUUCCAUCAAGUUCGGUUUGUGGCGGGUAUCCUCAAGACUCUAGGCAAGGAAUCAGAUAACGAAGAGAUUGAACAAUGGCGAUCUUUGAAGCAUGUGUAUACGCAGAAAUUCUACAGAUUUCCCGCUUUCAACCUUGCUGUUGUUAAAUUAACUAAACCCUGGGUUUUCAAUGCUUACGUUAAUAAAAUACCGUACGCAAGUAUAGAACAAGAUUUUGAUGGAGUGUGUACGGCAACCGCAGUGAAGGCAACGAGGAGUUGGUCUGCUGUUAAAUAUUUGUAUACCGAAGAAGUUGAAAUGAUGCAGAGAGAAGAAUGCGAGAAGCUUCUGUGUAGAAGUUGCAGACUGUUUAUGUGCACUAUAUUUGAUAAUCGGAACCAGUACGCGUACUCUGAAACUGAAGGUGGCGGCUUAGUGUGCUACGAAACAGGGGAUCCGGCGGAGGUUGACGAGAACCAAGGUGUGUUGGUCGCUGUGACCAGCAUCGUCAACAUCGGUCUACCAAACCUCCACAUGCGAGUUGGUGCCUUCAACAAGUGGGUGACUGACCUCAGCUGUGACGUGUAUGUUAACAAAUUCAUUAUGGUUCUUUGUAUAUUGAUAUUGUGUUAUUAAACUGUUGCUCUUUAGUUACUGUGUA